This is a messenger RNA of Phytophthora sojae, 1467 nucleotides long. RefSeq lists its product as hypothetical. The record is from RefSeq and is a predicted model, not a curated record. NCBI's taxonomy places the organism in Eukaryota, Oomycota, Peronosporomycetes, Peronosporales, Peronosporaceae. The transcript is spliced from 2 exons. The coding region runs from base 1 to 1467 and encodes 488 amino acids.
AUGUCAAGUCAAACCCCAGCUCUGGGCGUGUACCAGCCGACGAUUCGACGAAAACCCAAGCGCUUCAAGAAGGACGGCACGCCCUACAAGCCCCGGAAAGGGUGGGGGCCCUACCGCUCCGCCCCCAACGAACGCGCCGUCGAGUUCAACCUCCAGCUCGACGUACAGACCUUGCAGCAGGAAGUGCAAAAUAUGACCGCUCUACGGGACAUUCUGCAAGCCACGGUUCUACAACAACGCCACUCGCCCGAGGGCUCUCUCCUUCACCUCGUGAAGGAGUACCUUCAAGACCAACGCGAGUUCAUGUUCAGCAUCGUGGACCCUGAAAUUGACGUGGGCAACGACUGCCGAGGCCCCGAGUACAUGAUGUACCAGAUGGACAUGUACUCGACUUUAAUCCGCUGGAUCCGCAUCACCAUGCGUUCAUAUGAUAUUAUCCAAGCCGAGGAUUCGAUCGUGGUCAGGGCGACCUCGACGCUGCGCUUCCAGGUCGUGCGCGCCACGAUCGAGAGGAUCUUCCCUCACAUUACGGAGGGCAAGUUCUCCAAGUUCGAGGGAGACAUGGACUUUGUUGGGGCUUUUGCUAGCAUUGUGAAGGACCCAGCGGUGGUGGAGAUGCUGUUUCGUCAUGCUUUGAUCGCAGACAACUGCCAGCUUGGCAUGAUCGAUGAGCCAGAACUCUCGGAGCUUGAGAUUGAGGACAAGCCAGUGAAACCUCUCGGAGAGCCUCCGCUGGCUUCUACGAACUCUUCGUCCCAGGCCCCAUUGAUACCUUUGCGGCAAGAUUUCCAGAAGUCCUGCUUACAGGUUGUGGAGAAUUACUAUGUCGCCUUUGCGAACGGCUACCUGGCCGAUAACAGCACGCGCUGUGCCCUGCAGCGCGAUUUCCUGUUGCAUCGAUUUGUCCAACCUACGGCACAUGGUAAUAUGACGACCUCCAAGAACAUCGAAGACAGGUGGAGGUCGCUGAGUGAGUGCUUUGCGGUGCUGGGCUUUCACCAGAAGGCUAUGGCUUCGGUCGAAUAUCACCAACACGUGGGUGUAUGUGCAAUCAGCUCGUCGGCUAGAUACACGCUGCGUAUCACCCCUGCAACGGUCGUGUCUGUCUUCCCGCAUCUUCUCGCGUACCCUCAAUUGUGCGACGCCCUUGUUGGCGAAGUGCUGGCGGUUCCAUCGCAGAUUUGCUUCGCUAUCGAGGUGGAUUCAGGUCGCAUCUGCCGGAUUGAAGAGCGGGUGGACUUCGCAACUGCCGUGUCCAAGAUCGUCCCUAAUAGGCAAGAGUUGCAGUUCAUGCUGUCAAAAGCGAAGCUUGCGUUGGAUGACGUCAGCUACCGAAGUGAGGUGGUGCGGCCAACCUCCAGCACUGAUCAAGGCGCUGAGUGGUCUCGUUCCCCUCAUACAGCGACAAACAGCUCGAAAGUAGCGCCAAUUACUCGGACGAUGCACAUUGCUGACAUCCCUACAUGA